Messenger RNA from Talaromyces marneffei, 2955 nucleotides. RefSeq lists its product as uncharacterized. The record is from RefSeq and is a predicted model, not a curated record. Gene Ontology annotation, molecular function: single-stranded DNA binding; damaged DNA binding. Lineage: Eukaryota; Fungi; Ascomycota; Eurotiomycetes; Eurotiales; Trichocomaceae. The coding region runs from base 1 to 2955 and encodes 984 amino acids. The transcript is spliced from 2 exons. Gene Ontology annotation, cellular component: XPC complex; nucleotide-excision repair factor 2 complex; cytoplasm. Gene Ontology annotation, biological process: mismatch repair; nucleotide-excision repair.
AUGCCGCGAACUCCCUUACCCCGAAGAGGUAGGGUUCGACCUCAGAGUACUCGGAAGAAUCGAAGCGACCGCCAGCACGAUGAAGAGAUUCCGCAAGUCUACCGCGAGCUGUUAGCGGAAGCAGAUGCGCGCGCUGCUGACGAAUCACGACCGGACAGGCCUAUCAAACGUCGAAGGGUAGGGGAAAGGGCACAGGAUUCGCAUGAUGUACAAACAAAUAUCAAGAAUAAUGCUUCUUCAGCCUCCAAUAAUGUUAUCGAUUUGACACAAACGCAAACUAUCUAUGAUCUUGAUGCCGAAGAUUCGUCGGAAGAUGAAUCGGAUAUGGAGUGGGAGGAGGUUAUUGUACAACAAUCAGAUACAAACAUUCAGAAUACGGUACACACUGGAGGCGAUGAAUCUUUGGAUAUCACAUUCGAGGAACCCUCCGUACGAAGAACACUUGUCAGGCGACGUAAACCAGUCACUGGGUCCGAGAAGAAUCUUCGACUGGACAUCCACAAAGCUCAUGUGCUCUGCUUACUGGGCCACGUAUAUACGCGUAAUCUGUGGUGUAACGAUGAUGAAGUCCAAAAAUACCUGAGACAGAUGUUACCGAAGCAAACAAUAUUGUUCUUGAACCCAAGGGAAUCUAUGCCUCAGUUUCAACGAUCCACUACGUUUAUUGAUGGCUUGAAACAGGCAAGUGAGACUUUUGUACGACGGUUCAAGGUUACCGCACCUGGCCUGAGACGGCCAUACUGGGCGGAGAAUGCACAGAAGUGCCGGGAUCGAGCAGCUUCGAUUAUGCGCGAUGGAGAGAUUAUUUCGACCAGGGAAGAGUUUCGACAACAAGCAAAAAGACUUGAAGGUUCUCGCGAUUUCGGUGCCCAGUUGUUCUGUGCGCUGUUGCGGUCAGCUGCAGUCGAGGCAAGACUCGUAUGCUCUCUACAGGUACUGCCAUUCUCCGGAGUCGCAAAUGGCACCAGUCCGGAAAAACCGAAACGAGAGUACAUAGUGAUAUCAUCCGAUGAUAAUCUGAGUUCUAGCGAUGACCAAACUGUUGCCCAAAGUAGUAGUUUACCUGCCAAGGGACGUAGACUUGGGCAGCCAUCCUUCAAGACACCCGCUCGACCGUCUUCUUCGAAAAAUCUACAGCGCCCACGCAGCUUCGCCCAAUCUCCGUAUCCCGUCUUCUGGGUCGAAGUCUUCAACAAGGCUGUUCAAAAAUGGAUCCCCGUCGAUCCCCUCGUCACAAAAUCUGUGGCGAAGCCAUCCAAAUUUGAGCCUCCUGCUAGCGACAGAUAUAACAGCAUGUCCUAUGUAGUAGCAUUCGAAGAUGCUUCUGCACGAGAUGUCACAAAACGUUACGCCAAAGCGUAUAAUGCAAAAAUGCGGAAGACGCGUGUAGAAAGCACCAAGGAUGGUGAAACAUGGUGGACAACUGUCAUGAACUUCUUGGAGAAGCCUUUCUUAGAAGAUCGAGAUCAGCUUGAAUUCAGUGAGUUCACGGCCAAAUCAGCGGCUGAGCCGAUGCCUCGGAAUAUCCAAGACUUCAAAGAUCAUCCUGUUUAUGCAUUGGAAAGACAUCUUCGACGAAAUGAAGUGAUUCAUCCAAAGAGGAAGAUUGGGCAGGUCCAAGCUGGUAAACCAGGAUCCAAGAAGAGUUCCGUGGUAGAGCCCGUUUAUCGUCGGGCAGACGUACACUUGGUAAGAAGCGCUGACGGCUGGUAUCGACUUGGACGAGAUAUCAAGAUUGGUGAACAACCCCUCAAACGCGUGGCAGCGUCGCAAAAAAGGGAUGAGAGUGAUGACGACCCCGAUGGUGUUUCUGGUACAGAGAGAACACUGUACGCCCUACAUCAAACCGAGUUGUAUAAACCACCACCAGUUGUGAAGGGAAAAAUUCCCAAGAACGCAUAUGGCAACUUGGAUGUUUACGUCCCAACCAUGAUUCCUCCAGGAGGUUUCCAUCUCAGACAUCCCGAGGCAGCACGAGCGGCGCGAAUACUUGGCGUUGACUACGCUGCUGCGGUGACGGGAUUCGAAUUCAAAGGUCGCCAUGGAACUGCCGUGGUCAAUGGUGUGGUUGCGGCAGCAGAGUACCGUGAAGCUUUGGAAGAGGUUAUCAAGUGCAUUGAAGAUGAAAGGAUCCAGGAGGAACUUGACCGAGGAACAGAAGAAGCACUACGUUUAUGGAAGCAUUUCCUGUUGAAACUACGUAUUGCAGAAAGGGUGAAUAGUUAUGCGAUUGAAGGAGAAGCUUCUGAAGAAGAAGCGGAAUCCCUAGAUAAGGAAGCGCCUACCAGUGAUGCUGAAUUGGAUGACCCAGACUUUGAGGAAGGAGGUGGGUUUAUCCCGGAGGAUGAUGAAAACGAUUUUGCGGACGGGGGCGGGUUCAUUACUGAGGGUGAGGAGGAGGACGUCUAUAUGGGGAGUAACGACUUUGGCAACGAUAUUGAUUCCGAAGCUCAUAAUGCCGACGGUUGCAUUGUGGAUGAAGAUAUGGCGGUUGGAGGGCCUUCUGGACACAAGCCUGUUGAGGCAGCUCAUAAUUUCCAGCAAACAGCAGAGCGCAACGUGGAGAGAUCGAAGAAGAAUGUGCCACGCUACAAACUAAUUGUGAUACCCAAUACAACAGCUAUCGAAAGUUUAGCAGGCUCGUCAGUUCGCUCAGCUGGGAAAGUAACAGAAGAAAAGAAUGUUGCACAAGCUAAUGUGAACAUGUCUGAUGGUGGGGUUCUAGGUGACGGAUCAUCUGAAGCCGCAGCCAUUCAAGUUGAUUUGUCCAGUAGCCAUGCGUCAGCAUCUGUGAGUGUGGACCUCAAUUCGCAAGGACCAGAGGAUCAUGAUUCACUGGAAGAGCAUUCACGGCCGGAAGAAACUGAGUCUGAUUCAGACUUGGAGAAAGAAUCACUGUUAUCUCAUGAUCCUGAAGAUGAAGAUGCCGAACCUGACUGGCUGAUGUCUGAUUGA